Salmo salar (Atlantic salmon) is the source of this 3816-nucleotide messenger RNA. RefSeq lists its product as uncharacterized. Lineage: Eukaryota; Metazoa; Chordata; Actinopteri; Salmoniformes; Salmonidae. The record is from RefSeq and is a predicted model, not a curated record.
CCAUUUUAACCGGAAGAAGUACGGAUGGAGGUCAGGUGGGUCGUCAUUAGUUACCACAGUCACAAAGUCAUAAACUCCGCCUAUUUCUAAAUGUAACUUCUUAAAGAUGCAUUUCCUGGAUGCUAAAAUUAUAGUAGGUCGCCUAAUUUCAGUUUAUGUGACAAAACAAACACGUAUAGUGUAGAUAAUCAUUUUAAACCUCCGAGAAAUAUAUUUUCCAUAACCAAAGUACUGUAUUAUCAGCGGUUUUUAGCUGGUGUACAAAACCGAAAGUAAAAUACGCAAAUAUGAAACUUAAGACCAGGAAGCAUAGAAAUAGCGCACAUUGAACACAUCUACAUAGGAAUAGCGCACUUAGAACAGAUAUACCGCUUCUUAGACUUGCUUAGACCCUAACCCUAUGUGAAUUUGGUCACGUCACCCAAAAAGUUACAUAUUGCAGCUGUAAAGUGUAAUUUUAAACCUAACCUUAAUCACACUGUUAACUUUAUACCCAACCUUAACUUUAAAUUAAGACACCAAUUUUAUUUUAUUUGCUAAUUAACCUGCUAUUUUCUUUCAUCUUGUUCUUUCCUCUGCAGAGUGUGUAUCAUGGUGGGCUUUCCACUACGUAGAGACAUUAACUUUGGAGUUCCUUAACGGAGUUACUCCAUCAUAUGGCUGUUUUUACUGCUUGGAUAUUAAACUGGCUAGAGGUACUGGGUAAUUUAUCCCUCACCGCCAUAGGGACGUGCCUGGGGGACCCAGGCGCUCAGGGUGCCAGAGGAGAGGCGGGCCCCGGCAGGACCUUUGACACACCUUUCCCCGGCCUCGGCUGCUUCUCCCGGUCUCAUAGGGCAAAGUGGGAGGAGGGUGUGGAGUCGCCCUGGGUGUUGUCCACAAUGCUCAAGGGGUACUGACUAUAAUUCCAAACAUCAGAACGGAUAGGUGGGUUCUACUCCAUUUAUUUUGUGAUCCCAAAAAGAGACGAAGGGUUACAACCGAUUCUGGACCUCCACAACGUCAAUGGGUACUUGAAGGUACUGAGGUUCCACAUACUGUCCCCAACCCGCGUGUUGCAGGAUGUGUCCAGGGACCAGUGGUUUGUUAUGCUGGACCCGAGGGAUGCGUACUUCCAUGUACUUCCAUUCACCGAGCUUAUUGGCAGUACCUCCGGUUUGCUUUUGAAGGGAUGGCUUACGAAUUCAUGGUUCUUCCCUUCAGCCUCUCCUUUGCACCCUGCACUUUCAUAGUGCAUGGACGCUGUCCUGGCACCUCUCACGUCCCGAGGAUUGUUGAUACUCAAUUACCUGGACGAUUGGCUGAUUUGUCCCUCGACGAGGACCCAGGUGCUGUCAGACAGAGACAUGCUCCUGACCCACAUCGGCAGGCUGGGCAUUACUGUAAACGACAAGGGUCCUCGCCUGCCCACCAGAAGGGUUCAGGCGAUCUUAUCUUGCUUCGACCACUUUUGGCAGGGGCGGGUGGUAUCCGCCCUGACCUGCCAACGCCUGUUGGGCUUGCUGACGGCGGCCUUGUUGCUGAUUCCCCUGGGCCUGCUCCAUCUUCAACCUCUUCAACGGUGGUUCAACUCCCACCGCCAGCUGCGGGUGACUGCACAGUGCCUCAGGACAUUGUUGAGGUGGCACUGUUGCUCCUUUCUCUUAGGGGGUGGAGAUGCUGAGGAUGUGCUGCCAGUUGCUGGUCAGCACAGACCCCUCCCAGAUCAGCUGGGGAAGUGUGGCCAAGGGCAAGUCGGCCAGCGGCUGUUGGCUACCCCCUCGGAGCGGCAGGCACAUCAAAACACUAGAGCUCCGAGCUGUACUGCUGGCCAUGCGGUCUGUCCUUCCACAUCUGAAGGGAAGACAUGUCCUGGUGAGAACGAACUCCACACAUGUGUCUUACAUCAACCAUCAGGGUGGACUGAGGUCCCACCGCCUCUAUCUUAUGGCAUGGGAGCUCCUUCUCUGGUACAGCACCUGUGUGACAAGUUUGGGAGAGUGCAGGUGGACCUGUUUGCCUCCCUGGAUAAUGCACACUGCCCCCUGUGGUACUCCACAGGGCCUCUGGGCUUGGAUGCUGUGGCUCACAAUUGGCCAGGGCUGGAGCUUUACGACUUUCCCCUGAUCCAGGCUGUGCCAGACUGGACCAGGAAGGCGGCGCAUCCUCUGCUGCUGGUGGCCCCAUACUGGCUCAGACGACCCUGGUUCAGCCUUCUCCUGUCCCUGUUGUCUGGGGCACCUUGGCAACUGCCUCUGAGAUCUGACCUGCUGUCUCAGGCCGGGGGAACUCUGUGGCAUCCGAGACCGCACCGCCUCAGUCUGUGGACUUGGCCACUAAAUGGCACCCCAAUGGUCCAUGUUAGGGCUACAGGAGGGUGUAGUGUACACCAUGCAGAGCGCAAGGGCACCGGCUGCAACUGCAGCAUACCAGUUGCGCUGGCAGUUGUUCUGCUCUUGGUGCACUGGUAUUGAGGUUGUGCCCGAGUCAUGCGGGGUGCAGUAUGUUCUCCAAUACCUGCAGUCAUGCUUGGAUGAGGGCUUGGCAGCCUCUUCACUGAGAGGGUAUUUGGCCGCUAUAUCUGCCUGCCAUGUGGGGUGGAUGGACAUGCCAGUGGGGCAUUAUCCCUUGGUCUCCAGCUUUAUGAAGGGGGUUCGUCGCCUGUGUCCAUCUAGGACCCGCUCAAUGGUGAACUGGGAUCUGGAUGUGGUCUUGGCAGCUUUGGCAAAGUCGCCUUCCGAACCAUUGAAGUUUGCCUCCCUGAAACCUCUCUAUGAAGGUGGCUUUCUUGGUAGUGAUUACUUCCAUGAAGAGGGUGGGUGAGCUUCAUGCUCUUUCAGUAAGUUCUGAGUGCUACCGGAUGGACCCCGGUGGGAGGAGUAUAUCUCUCUGCCCCAACCUUUCAUUCCUCCCGAAGGUUCUGUCAGACAGGCAUGUGAACAUCCCUUUUAUCCUGUCUGCUUACAACCCCCUGGGAGUGGCGAGGGAGUCAGGACCUGCCUCCGGUAUGCUGUGUCCUGUGCGGGCACUGGCUGCCUAUGUGGAGCAGACUCGGUCAGUGAGAACAACAGACCAGCUCUUUGUCUGCUAUGGUGAGAGAAUCCAGGGGGCUGGGCUAUCAAAGCAGAGGCUCUCUCACUGGAUCGUGGACAUGAUUACGACAGCAUACCGCCUGGCUGGCAGGCCAGUGUUGGGAUCUGUGGUGGCACAUUCAGCACAAGGUGUGGCUGCGUCUUGGGCUCUAAUGAGAGGAGUGUCCCUUGCUAAUAUCUGUGCUGCGGCCAGCUGGGCCUUGCUAGGUACUAUUGGGUAAAUGUGGCAUCUCCCCUCUGCGGUUGGUUCAGCGGUCCUGGGCAUCGCCUCCCCUACCCAGGGACUGGGCCAGGAUCCCCCUUCCACAUUGACAGCCUCUGCGUCUCGGUCCUGCGCUGGGACUUUACCGCUGGCUGGCCAGGUCCCUCUAGCACCAACUAAUCUGGUAGGGGUAUACCAAUAUAUUGGAGUGAUCCAAUAUAGUGAAACAUAACCAAGGUCACGUAUGUAACCACGGUUAUGUGAGCUAUAUGGAUCACUCCAAUCCUCUAUGGCGCUACAGGCACCUCAAAAAUGAUGUAGAGAACGUGUGUCGCGGCCAAGGGGUCUAUGUAUAGAGCGGACCCCAGCUGUGACACAGGUGUACACAGGAGUGAAUCUGUAAAUCCUCACCUCAGAUGUAUCCCUACACUGCGGAGUAUUACCAAUAUAUUGGAGUGACCCAUAUAGCUCACAUAACCGUGGUUACAUACAGCUGAAGUCGGAAGUUUACAUACACUUAAGUUGGAGUCAUUAAAACUUGUU